Molecule: messenger RNA, 1677 nt
Organism: Cladocopium goreaui
Lineage: Eukaryota; Dinophyceae; Suessiales; Symbiodiniaceae
Source: the annotation of a GenBank genome assembly
AUGUGCUCCAGCUCUGGGCCCAAUGCUAAGGCUUUGCAUGCCACCAGGAAGCUAUGGACAGGGUUGUUGGAUCUGGAGCCAAGUGGCUUGAUCCACAGCCAGCCACUGAGACAGGCUCUCCUGUCUUUGUUGGCAGAGAACCCAGAUAUAAACCUGGGGAAACAUACUGGGCUGGUGUGGGCCAAUUUGAAGGUGGAGAGGCUGAACUGCCUCCUGGCACAUGUCAGGAAACUUGGCAGGGGCAGCAAAGCUCUCAUGUCUGUGGCUGCCAAGCUCACCAGGGACCAGUGCCAUGAAUUGCUGGUGGGCUUGAAAAAGUUCAAAAUGCCCAACAAAACAGAGCUGGCCCUGGUGCCAGUGACAGCAGCAGAAGUGGAGCUUGGAAAAGCACCUUCUGCUAAGAGCAAAGCAGCCACAAGUGAGCUUGGAAAAGCAUCACUUCAAGAAAAGGCCCAUGUGCUUGGAAAAGCACCAGCAUCUGCCAAGGCCAAGCUUGGAAAAGCCAAGCCUAGCAAAGAUGCAGGGAAGCUUGGAAAAGUUGGCAAGGAGGCCCUUGGAAAAGGUAAAAGAAAGCUGGCUCCCAGAAUCAGUGAUGUGAGCUUGGACUCUGCAGGCUUCCCUGGGAUGUUCAGCAGCCCCUCCAAGAAAGCCAGAAGUGCAUCUUCCUCCCAGGUGAUGUGCCUGAGGAGAGCAGGUAGCAGGUUGCAUGCAGCCAUGGGCUAUGGUUUGGAAAAGCCAAAGGCAAAACCUGCCAAAAAGCCUGCCGCAUGCCUUGGAAAAGGCAAGAGCAAGCCAGGCAAGGCCAUGGCUGAUGAACCCAAAGAAAGGGAACCUUGGGUUGAUCUCAAGCAAACAGUGACUCAGAAUAUGUCCAUCCACUACCUUGCCAUUAUUGGUAAGAUCAGGUGUGCCUUGGAAAAGGACAACCUGACAAAAGCUGAAGCCUUGGCCAUGAGGAAGGAAAGAAGGAAGGGGAUGCAGUGGUCAGCCUUGGAAAAGGCAGACCCAACUGACCCCACUGUCCUGGCCAAGCACCUGGAAGCCUUGGAAAAGGCAAAAGCAAGGUGCCAGGAGAGGAUGGCAGAUGCUGUUACCAAGAAAUUGGAACAGCUCUCCACCUCUGAUGAGCCCAGGGCAGGGGGCGCCAAGCACAGGGGCAAGAGUGGCCAGCCAAGGAAGGCUGUGCCCACCCCUGAUUUGGAAAAGUCCCAGGGCAGCACCACCCAUGGCAGUGCCACCAAGGGCUUGGAAAAGCCUGUGGUGGUGGUUGACUGGCACAACACCUUGGAAAAGGAUGAUGUUGUGAGCCAGGACAACCUGGCAGGCUUGGAAAAGCUGCAGGAACACUGCAGAGUGAUCCUGCUCUCUGCAGUGGACACUGCCUUCAGGAAAAGGCAAGUCCUGGUGGACAUGGAUGCCAUGAUCCCAGACCACAUUCACCAGCAGGGCCUUGGGAAAGAAACCUGCUGGAAGAAAUGUGGUGAGGGUGGGAAGGCAGAUCUUGCCUGGCAGUGGGAUGCUGUUGCCAUUUCUGAUGACAAUUGGCAUAUCUGCCAGGAAUGUGAGGCCUGGGGCAUUGAUGCUUACCAGGUCUCACAGAAGAAGGCAGCCAAGGGGGCCUUCCCCACCUUUUGGAAAGCUGUGGAUGCUUUCCUGGUGGGGGCCAAUGCUCAGUAG